AUGCAAACCCAAGUCGCCACCCAAGCGCACAACCUCCCCCUCCUCGCCACCCCCUCCCACUGCGCGAACAAAACCUUCAUCGUCACCGGCGCCAACGUCGGUCUCGGCCUCGAAGCCGCCAAACACCUCGCCUCCCUCGGCGCGGGCCGUGUCAUCCUCGCCGUGCGGGACGUUACUAAGGGGGAGGCGGCCAAGGCGGAGAUUGAGGGCGGGCUUCAGGGUAAAGCUGGCGGUACCGGCGUGGUGUCGGUGUGGCAGUUGGAUUUGGAGAGUUAUGACAGUGUGAAGGCGUUUGUGAAGAAAGCGGAGGCGGAAUUGGAGAGGAUUGACGCGGUGAUUGAGAAUGCGGCAUUGGCGCCUUCGGUGCGGGAGGUGGUGACGGUGAAUGGGGAAGGGGUGGCGGCGCAUGUGAAGGCGGUGACGGUGAAUGUGCUGGGGACGUUGUUGCUGGCGGUGUUGUUGGUGCCGGUGAUGCGGGCGAAGGCGGCCAAGUUGAAGGCGAAUUGGGAGGAGGGGAACUUUGAGGAUGGCGUGCAGAGGCUGGUGAUUGUCACGAGCCGGGGCGCGUUUGAUGAUAAUACCAAGGGGAUGUGGGAGAAGAUUAGGGAGGAUCCGAUUAAGGGGAUGGAUGCGGAGGAUAUGUUCCCCGUCGCGACUUACCCCCUUUCGAAACUAGCCACCACCUUCGCAACCCGGCAUCUCGCUCGCGUCAUCGCCCCCCUCGACCAGAACGGCAGCGGCGUCAUCAUCAACCUCGUCUGCCCCGGCCUCUGCAUUACUACCCUCGGUCGCAAUGCCUCGCCCGAGCACGCCGAGAGGCUGCGGAACCUGCACAAGAACUUCGGCCGGACGGCCGAGGAUGGUAGCCGCACGCUGCUUCACGCGGCCGUGGCUGGGCCGGAAAGCCAUGGCCAUCUGUUGCAUUCUUGCGUGGACGGAGAGCCGGACCUUCCUGACUGGGUUAAGAGUGACUUUGAGGAGCAAAAGCACACUUGGGAGGUCAUCGCGAAGGAACUGGAGGCUAUUGAACCGGGGUGUGUUAGCAAGCUGUAG
Messenger RNA from Dichotomopilus funicola, 1053 nucleotides. RefSeq lists its product as uncharacterized. The coding region runs from base 1 to 1053 and encodes 350 amino acids. Lineage: Eukaryota; Fungi; Ascomycota; Sordariomycetes; Sordariales; Chaetomiaceae. The record is from RefSeq and is a predicted model, not a curated record. The transcript has 3 exons.